AUGUCUGCACCCAAUGCCAGACAAUCCCAGGGCUCGUCCAUGAGCGUCAUCACCAGCAGAAGUACUAAUGGCGCUGGCAACAUAUCGGCGGCUUUCCUGGAGCCGGAGGAGGGCAUGAUCCUGGAGGUGCCCAACCUGCGCAUUUUCACGUUCGCCGAGCUCAAGGCCGCGACGAGGAACUUCAAGCCCGACACCGUCCUGGGUGAGGGCGGGUUCGGGAGGGUUUACAAGGGCUGGGUCGACAAGAAGACGAUGAACCCCAUGAGCAGCAGCGUUGGCAGCGCCAUGGUUAUUGCCGUCAAGAAGCUCAAACCGGGGAGCAGCCAGGGCCUGGAAGAAUGGCAGUGUGAGGUGAACUUCCUUGGGAGGAUGUCGCAUCCGAACCUGGUGAGGCUGCUGGGGUACUGCUUGGAGGAGAGGGAGCUCUUGCUUGUCUACGAGUUCAUGGCCAAGGGGAGCUUGGAGAAUCAUCUCUUCAGAAGAGAAGGCGGCUCCGUCCAUCCAAUCUCAUGGGCCCUACGGUUACGGAUCGCCAUCGGCGCCGCACGCGGCCUCGCCUUCUUGCACUCGUCGGACAAGCAUGUCAUCUACCGAGACUUCAAGUCUUCCAACAUCCUCCUCGACACGCACUACCAUGCCAAGAUAUCCGACUUCGGCCUCGUCAGGAACGGCCCGGCCGACGGCGACAGCCAUGUCACCACCCGCAUCAUGGGCACUUACGGCUACGCUGCACCAGAGUACGUUUCCACAGGUCACCUGUACGUGAAGAGCGACGUCUACGGGUUCGGCGUGGUGCUGCUGGAGAUGCUCACCGGUCUGCGCGCGCUCGACACGGCCCGGCCGGCACCGCAGCUCAACCUCGUGAACUGGGCCAAGCCGUACCUGGCGGACCGCCGGAGGCUGCCGCAGCUGGUAGAUCCGCACCUGGAAGGGCAGUACACGCCGAGGGCCGCCCUGCGAGCCGCGCAGCUCACCAUGAGCUGCCUCGCCGGCGACCCCAAGAACCGUCCCUCCAUGGCCGAGGUCGUCGCGGCGCUCGAGAAGAUCGAGCGCAUGAAGCCGCCACCGCACAGGCUCAUCUCGCCUCGGGCCGCCGCGCGGACUAUGCAUGGGCGCACGCAGACACGUAUACCUACACGUACAGCUAUGCUGCACUGA
Messenger RNA from Aegilops tauschii subsp. strangulata, 1158 nucleotides. Its product is annotated as probable serine/threonine-protein kinase PIX13. Gene Ontology annotation, biological process: protein phosphorylation. Lineage: Eukaryota; Viridiplantae; Streptophyta; Magnoliopsida; Poales; Poaceae. Gene Ontology annotation, molecular function: protein kinase activity; ATP binding. The record is from RefSeq and is a predicted model, not a curated record.